UUUAAGUUGUUUUGUUCCAUAAACAUGUAUCAUGGUUUCAGAUGAAUAAAACUGAAACGCAUGUAACCAUAAAACAACCUUGGUUAAGUAAAUAGAUAAGUUUCUUGAUGAGCUACCAAAUUUCAUUUGGAAACAUCUAGUAAGAUGCCACAAAUAUAGCAUGCACAUAUAGAAAGGGAGAAUAACAACAAUAACAAAGAAGAUGCAAUCGUAAGACUUUAGUGUUUAUCCGGAGCAAUUUAUAGUGUCAACUAUGAUUCGCUGCAUUUAACAGGAUGGCUUCCAAUCGCCAUGUUCAUUUUCCCAUUAUGUUGACAGUGUUUUUUUUUACUAAACAUGUUGACAAUGUUAUGUUAAUAACAAAAAAAAGUAGUUCCAAUCGCCAUGUUCAUCUUUUCAUGUCUAAAUAAUUAUUUUCCAAAAAUCCACUUAAUAAAGAAAAAGAUAAAUCCAAAUAUGUAAAUUUUAUGGUAAACGACAUAAUCUACUUAACAAAAAAAGAAAAUUUUGAUAUUCAAAAAAGAAAAAAAAAAAGAUAAGAGGAAACUUCAAAGCAGAGCGUAUCUGUUUUUUUGGGUCAAAGUCUGACCGCAUCUAAAGACUUUUAACUUGAAACACGAGCGUAUCUUAAAACAUUACUUUUGUACUUAUAGUAGUCACUGAGGUGGAUAUGUAAGAAAACAUAAAAAGGGCAAAAAGUAUAUUAUAUAAUUUAAUGAUAUCGAGAUAAAGGGCUAAAGAAAUUCUGGAAAUUCACAGCAAAAGAUAAUGGGGGAAGAUGAAGAAAACCCUAAUCAGAUCUACAUAACUAACGAUGUCGUGGAAGAAAUACUUGUUAGGCUACCCUUGAAAUCAAUUCUCAGAUUCAAAACCGUCUCGAGGGAAUGGAGAUCAUUAAUGGAGUCGAGGAGGUUCGCGGACAGGCGUAUGAGUGUUCCAAAGAACCGAAAAUUCUUGGCUGUCGGAAAUCAAGCCCAAUCCCGGUUCCAAGGAGACGAAGAGAUCGAGAUGGUUUACUUAGAGUGUGAUGAAGCCACACGACCGUCGUUGACAUGUGACGGUGUAGUUUGCAUCCCGGAACCGAAUUGGGUCAGCGUUUUGAAUCCUUCGACCGGAGAAUUCCUUAGAUUCUGUAGCGGCCCCUUCCACUAUGAGAACGACAUGUUUACCGAAGUAUGGUGGAGCGAAUUCAAUAUAAACUCGGCGAUGGGAUUCGGUAAGGACGAAGUUACCGGGAAGUAUAAAGUAGUGAGCAUGUUGUUUGAUCAUAACCAUUACCAGAUUCUUGAUGUUGACAUUGGCCAAUGGCGGAAACUGGUCCCGCCUCCUUACAAGGUUGAUACGAGAAGGAAGUCGGCGUGUGUGAAAGGAUCCAUCUACUGGUUAGACCUUUUUGGUAUAUAUAAGAUACUAGCUUUCGAUCUUCACACAGAAGAAUUUCGGGAUGUCCAGGUACUUCCUCCCCUUUUUCACUCGGCCGCAGCUCGGAUAGUGAACCUUGAUGAUCGUCUAGCCAUAGCUGACAUCUGUAUGAUGAAACCUGGAUGGAAUCUAGAGAUAUGGAUCAUGGAUGCACAAGAAGAAACAUGGUGUAUGACUUACUCCAUAACUUUAGCACAUAGAGUUAUUCCAAUGCACGGGAGAGUUAUAGAGGAAUGGUCAACGAUGUUCACGCCAUUGGCUGUUUCUAAGGAAGGGAGUCUUUUCUUCUAUGACACUAAGAAGAGGUUGUUCAAAUAUGAUCCAGAGACGGACUUCCUCUGUUGCCUUUCUUCAGAUAUUUGUGUUAUCUCUCCUUUUGUCGAAAAUUUGGUCCGUUUACAUCCAGGAUGUGUUCCGAAAACCCGGCCACCACGUGGGUGCCGCAAUGGACGUAGCUGUCUAAAUCAGUUAUAGAUAUCGUACUUGAAACGCCUGGUCCUUGUUUGUUUUCAUCUUACUCUUGUGAUAAGCAAUCUUUUGGAUGAAGCGCAUCCUAUAACAUCGUCUAUCAGUGCUUCUCUCCUCUUCGUACUAGACACUGCACCUACAAAACCCAAUUAGCUCAGGUAAUCAUCUGACAAAAAGGUUUAAAGUGUAGCCACUGUCUGUCAGUUUCAUCAAAGAGACUUGACGAUCAGUAACUAUGGAGUUGGUGAAGAGAAGAAGGCAGAAUGACGCUCUAAUACAUGCUUUCACAUUAUUCUAAAGAUAAUCUUACCAUGUUUUCAUACAUGCCAUGGCAGAAGAUACUAUUGUAAAGAUCAACUUUGUAAACAAAAUAGUUCAGAUUUUGCGUAUCUGAACCCUUGGCUUCAGCAUGGUGAUUAGAAGGUUCAUUGAGCGUGUUACUGGCUGUUCCAGAGCCGCCAUUUUCUGAUGAUUUUGCAUCGUUGCUGGGAGAUGAAAACAGGAUGUCUCAAAGUGCAGGAUCAGCAAAACAGCUGAGACCAGUAUCAUCAAACUUUUGACACCUGGCAAGUGUCCGCCGGGUGAACGCCAGCGCCGCUUGUCUUGUCACCUUGUGGACUUUAUAUGCUUUAUUUCCCCGGGAUGCCUGUUUUCAGAGUAACAUCCAUAACCUUCAUAUAUGUCUUAUCCCACAACCAUUGACCCAAGUAGAUUAUGAUAAAAUGUAAGCAUCAACUAGUUUAUUACCAUUC
Messenger RNA from Brassica rapa (field mustard), 2642 nucleotides. RefSeq names its product F-box/kelch-repeat protein At2g43270. The record is from RefSeq and is a predicted model, not a curated record. Gene Ontology annotation, molecular function: protein binding. Lineage: Eukaryota; Viridiplantae; Streptophyta; Magnoliopsida; Brassicales; Brassicaceae.